Styela clava is the source of this 4299-nucleotide messenger RNA. RefSeq lists its product as uncharacterized. The record is from RefSeq and is a predicted model, not a curated record. NCBI's taxonomy places the organism in Eukaryota, Metazoa, Chordata, Ascidiacea, Stolidobranchia, Styelidae. Gene Ontology annotation, molecular function: [protein-PII] uridylyltransferase activity.
AUCGGCUUUCCUCUCCCCCGGGAUAAAUAUGUAAAUCCUAUCCUAUCUAGCGCCCUCGUCCGCCAUGGUAUUUCAUUAUCUACAAUCAAUGGACAUUGCCAAUUACCGCUGCCCACUACCGGACUGUGGCUAUGGUCAGCGGUUCAGAAUUUUGGUACCGGUACUGCAGUGACUGGAUACGAGAAAUAGAACAUGGACAAGGUACCCGUGGUGGAUCCGGGCAACUCUCUGGCAGAUCAUGAACUUGUGCAAGAUACUAUCUGGCCAGAGGAGCAUGUCAUGGCAGACAAACUACGUGAAUGCUGCACAAUAUUCGGCAAGGAAAAAGAGAGCAAAUUGCUGGAAACAGCGCAUAUUUUGUUGGAAAUGGGUCAGUUAUACAUGGUAAAAGCUAAAAAUGCUACAGGUAUGCUACAAAAGUUAACCUUUCUCCGCUGUGCUGCUCUACUUAACGGUGCUAAAGUUCGCUUUCAUUUGAAAAAUAAACAAGACGGAGAGUCAGAGGUAGAGAAAUUUUUGGAACUUCUGGGUUUUGAUAUACUGAAGUCUGCCUCAGCCGUGAAACCCGAAACAAAUUUGCUAGAGGAAUCAAAAAUAUUUUUUGAAAGUGUCAUAGAGAUGAGAGAAGAUUGUAAAACCAUGUUGUCGGGUGAUAGAGAAUUAAUCUCAGAUACUGUGAAAUACCCUGAAAGAUCUGAAUAUGAAUUUGAUAUAGAGAGCAGAAAUAAGUCAUCCCAUGUGAAAAAGAUGAAUAAAGAUUUGACGAAUGCCUUUACCAACCUCAUGACCAGAAUAUCUAAAAAGUGUGUGGAUGUAAUGGGUGAACCCCCUUGUAAAUUUGCUACUGUCGGUUUGGGAUCUUUAGCUCGUGAAGAGAUAACCCCAUACUCUGACUUCGAACAUGUGAUUAUACUUCAGGAAGGGGUGCAAAAAAGACCAGAUUAUAUCUCCAUAAAAGAAUAUUUUCGCUGGUAUGCUGUUUGCUUUCAAAUAAUUAUAAUUAAUUUUGGUGAAACCUUCAUCAGGAGCAUGGGAGUAAAAUCUUUAAAUGAUCUCUAUUCGGAGAACAAAAAACUGAAUUGGUUUUAUGAUACAUAUACCCCAUGUGGAAUUGCAUUUGAUGGGUUAGUACCACAUUCUUGUAAUAAUCCUUUAGGUCGUGUUGAGCCAACUGAGCGAAAGAGAUUUCCUCUUGAGCUUAUUCAACCCAUUAGUGAAAUGACCAGACUCGUGAAUCUCGAAAGCAGAAGCCAGAAUGGAUAUUACGUAAAUGAAGUUCUUACAAGAACUUGUUUUGUUUAUGGAAACCAAAAUAUAUUCGAUACAUUCAAACAUAGGGUUGAAACUACAAUUAAAUUUGAGAACUUACGCAGUCUAGCAGGUUCUCAAGGCGAACUGAUUCAUUUUAAUCCAUUGGAUUCGGUGAAGAUGUGGUCUCCUUCUGUUUCAUCAUAUUUCAACACUAAAGCAACAAUGUAUCGCCCAAUUACUGUUCUACUUUCGUCCAUUGCACGCUCAAUAAAAAUUGAGGCUGUAACUAGCUUUGAUAUUGUCCAGAAUCUAUUGAAAUUCGGAGUGAUAAAGGAAAAUUUUGCAGUAGAUAUUGAUGCAGCAUUGGCUCUGACCUUUGAUUUACGUAUCAAGGAUUAUGUAAAAGGGGGAGAUCAGAGAUAUAAAGGUGAAUUCAAACGCACUCUCAAGACCAUUGGGUUUAAGAAUCUAUAUGCGUUUUAUAUUAUUUUAGAAAAAAUAAGAUUACUUGCAUAUUGCUGUUUUGGUAAACCUUUUAUGACUGGACAUUUUCCUUGGGGUGAGCAACUCUCCAACCUAAUAUAUGGCUUUCUAAAAAGAGACGUCGUCAAAGCCAGCAUUUUAUACAUGUUUCAACAGUAUGAUGAGGCUAUUGAUAUCGCUAUGGAUUUACUAGAAACAAAAUUUGAAACUAUUGACGAUAAUGAUGUUGCCAGUCUUUUACGUAUUGUUGGUGGUUAUCUUUACAAGUAUACAAGCUCGAAUAGUAGAUUUUCUGAUACUGGUUUGUGUCUGAAACGACUUGGUAAAGUCAUUCAAAUGGACAAAAUUAAACUUGAGUGGAAAUUUUAUUUUUUUCCUGUGAUUGCAGAACUGUGUAUGCAGUUCGGCUAUGAAGAUCGUGCUAUCAUGUUUUGCAAAGAAGGGAUAUUCAGAUUCAAUAACUGGCAUCCAUGUCCGCCACCCAUUCAUGUGCUCCAAACAAAACAGUUCCUUGACCAUGGAAUGGUUUUGGUUCUGCUGAAACAAGGCCGUUAUGCAGAGGCGUCACAAAUCUGUAGCAACUUUUUCAAAAAUCUACAAACUGGUAAUGUAGAUCUGCGCUGGAAAUAUAUCACCAGCUGGAUCAAAGCGGAAUUUGGAAUGAAUCAAACUGAGGCUGCCAAGGCAGCAUUGCGUAAUCUUUAUAAUCAAAUUAAGACCAGUCCUGGUUUUUCAAAUGAGACAAAUGCGAUUUCAGCUUUGUAUCGAAUUUUAGAUGUUCAAUAUGAUAAUGGCAUGCAUGAAGACUUUUGUCAAACAUAUGAAUUAUUUGAUUCUCUUACAAGAGAAGUUGAUGUGAGAGCUGAACAUCCAUACCAAAAGUUUUUAAUGAGAAUGGGUAAGAAAGUUACAGAAGCUUAUUUACUUCUGAACAAAUAUGAAAACUGUAUUGAUGCUGCAAAGAGAAACAUAUCAAGUGUUAAAAAUGUGAAUGAUUCUGGAUUUAGAAAAAUUUUGGUUGAUAAAUCUGUCUUUCACAAUUUGGGUGUAGCUCACUGUAUAUUAAGUCAGACGUCACCCACACGUAAUGAAAAGAUCAGCCACUUGAAGAAUGGUAUUAUAGCUUUCAAUACUGGCUGUCCAUUAUCGAAGCAGGCAGUUCUGUAUUAUCAGCAAGCGCUGAGUGUAUUAACAUGCACACUGCUUGAAAUUAGUGAUUCCUCUUUAAGCUGCACCGUGAUGCGUGAACUUUGUUUGAACAUUUCUAUUUGCCCCACGAGUGUGAGGCGUAGUGAAUCUGUACAGAAAGCAACUUAUGAUCUGAUAUCAUAUAUCUCAAAAAAAAUUGUGAUGAAUGAAAGAGUUCAAUCAUCAGCAGAAUUAAGCAAGUUGGUUAUCGAGUUCCCUGCAAUGCUGCCGUAUGAAGUAACUCAGCCAUUCACCUAUCUUGAAUUAAUGAGAAUUUGCAAGAAUCGACUUGAUAAGGAAUUCUGCACUUCAGCAUUUGAACAAUGUUUUUGUAGUAGGUAUAAAUCAAAAAGCAGCUCUGCGAUUUAUAAAGAUAUUGUUGUGAAAUAUUCUAAAUAUGACUUAUUUCAUUGUGCACAUGGAAUUUGGAGGCUGUUGCAUACUGGCAAGGUGGCUGGUUCAUUUGAAACCAGUGUUCACUUUUUAUUUUACUUGAUUCUUCAUAAAACAAAUCACUGUUGAACAAUUUACUAAUAAGGGACCUCCAGAAGUAUGUGUACCAAUAUGGAGGUAACUAAUUUUGUUCGCCUACUUUACAUCAAGUUUUGUAAAUGGACUGUAACCUAUGGGCAGGAGGUAUAUUCACUUGGCUAACAAAGACAAUCUCUGAACUAAUAUAACUAAGGAAAAUCUGAAUAAAAUCAUGGCCGAACCAGGUACACACACUAUGGAGUACCCCAAUAAGUAUAUUAACUUCUAUAAACAUAUAAUUUUUGUUAUAGGUCAUUGUGCGUUCUUAUUAAAUUUCAAUAUAUUCUGAUUAUUUUUAGAAUACCUGUAAAUACAAUAAUUUCUAUUCAAUCACUCAUUCCACUUUUUCUAUUUUUUUUAUCCUUCCUCUUCACUGAUGUUUCAAGUGUCUUGGUCAAAUUGAAGAGUUGAGUUUGCACUUGACCAACGCUUAUGAUAAUUGAGCAUAUGACUCAUGCAAUGUAUAAUAUACUAAAUGCUUCCCAAAGUUAGAUAAAGGCUUUACUGAAAUGUGACUAUAUGCAAUUAACAGAUUUAUCAUUUUUUAUACUUAUGUAUAUGUCAAACUGUUUGUUCAUGACUAUUCUUUCUCACUAGCCACUACCCUUUUUUUAAUAAUUAUUUGUUGAAAUUACAGACGCAUGACCUAUUUGAUUUGAUAAUAUUCAUUGAUACUGAUAUAACUUGAAUUUAAUUUUUUUCUAUUAUUGACUGUGCCCAGCAAUAUUUUGUCCUAAUGCAAGCCAUUAUUCUUCAAAGGAUUCACAUCAAUACGAAUUCUUGUAUAAUAAAUAAUUUAUAUCUAUAUUAUUAUAUUUUUCAUGAGCUCAAAUUUUUAUUGACAGA